Messenger RNA from Charadrius vociferus (killdeer), 3342 nucleotides. RefSeq names its product nucleoporin 133kDa (gene NUP133). Bases 91 to 3273 code for a protein of 1060 amino acids. The transcript is spliced from 25 exons. The record is from RefSeq and is a predicted model, not a curated record. Gene Ontology annotation, molecular function: protein binding; structural constituent of nuclear pore. Lineage: Eukaryota; Metazoa; Chordata; Aves; Charadriiformes; Charadriidae. Gene Ontology annotation, biological process: transcription-dependent tethering of RNA polymerase II gene DNA at nuclear periphery; protein import into nucleus; poly(A)+ mRNA export from nucleus. Gene Ontology annotation, cellular component: nuclear pore outer ring.
ACUCCUACCAGAGUUAUCCAGCAUCCCUCAGCAAGUGAGACUAUUAACUAUGAUGUUAAGGCUUUCGGAUCCUCUCUGCCUGUUAAGGUUAUGGAAGCCCUGAAGAAGGCUGAUGCUGAUGACCAGCUGAGCGUUCAAGUGGAUGAAAGCGGAUGGGCCUGGCUAGUCCAUAAGGAGAGGCUGAUUAUUUGGAAGAUUGGUCAGUCUGCAGUAGCUAAGUUAUCUCUGUGCAAAGAACUGCAGCUGCCACCCAGUGACUUCCAGUGGAGUUCUAGCUUAGCAGCUAUAUCUUGUCUCAGUUCCUCAGGUGAAGCACCUUCUCUGCAGUCUCUGGCAAUAAUGGUUGCUACCAGCGAAGGUUCUGUGCGCUACUGGCCCAAUCUUGCACAUGAAGGUUCCUAUACAGAGACUUCUACAGACUUUGGAGGCUCUCUGUGCAGUUUCUUAACAGCAGUAAAGGGAGGAAGCUUUAUUUUAUCGUCUUCCAGAGGCCAGCUAGUUCGAUUGAUACCGGAUAGUUCUGGCAAGAUUCAUCAGCAUGCCCUGCCACAGGGCCAGGGCAUGUUUUCUGGAAUUGGUAGAAAGGUUUCUUCUCUUCUAGGUAUAUUGUCUCCUGGACAUGAUGCUGUGAUUUCUAGUGUUCUUUGGGAUAAAGAGAGAUCAAGCUUUUAUAUGCUAACAAGUUCAAAUCUAUAUAAAUGGGAAAUUGAUGAUUCAUCAGAACGUUAUAUUCUCAGCUGGGAUAUCAACAGGAUCCUGAAAGAACAUAUUACAGAUGCAAUUUGGGGUUCUGAAAGUAACUAUGAAGAUAUUAAAGGAGGAGUAAAUAUACAAUACAUGGAUUUGCAACAGAAUCGCGAUGGACUGGUGAUACUUGCUGCAGCAUGGCAUCCUGGAGAUCGUCCGUGUCUUGUCUACUACACUCUGAUAACAGUAGAAGAUAAAGGCUACCAGAUGUCUGAUGAUGUUGUUGUGGAGGUCACACAGUAUAAUCCAUCUUUUCAGUCAGAAGAGGAAGCGUUGUGCUGUCUGGUAGUCCCAGAUUACUUUAGCCAUGCUGCUUACCUCUAUAAGGAAGAUGAAGUGUUUGCUUGUUCCACCGGAACUGGAAGAAUUUCUUUACCACAGGAGAAAAUCAUAUUUGGCAUACAAGGAGAUAGCAUUUUAGGAGCAGGUUCCUGUAUUAGCCUUCCUAUCUUCUUUACCAAAAAAAGUGGACUUCUCACCAUCUUGUCCAGGGAAAACAUUUCUGUGCUUCCUGAAGACCUGGAAGAAUCCCUGUCCUCUUCUGUUGCUGGACCAAGAAGUGAGAGUCCUGCGUUUGAUGCAACCAGUAGGCUUGAAAUUACAGCUCAAGAAGAUAAGGCUAAAUUACUGAAAGCUGCUUUUCUACAGUACUGCAGGAAAGAUGUCAUCAAUGCACAAAGCAUGGUAGUUGAGCUCUUUCCAAGUAAUGCAGAUCUGGAUUCUGAUGCUGAACUGGAUAGGGCAGUGACUCGGAUCAGUGUGGACUUAAUGGAUGAUUAUCCUGCCUCUGAUCCAAGAUGGGCUGAAUCUGUACCUGAAGAAGCAGCUGGUUUCACCAACACAUCUCUCAUUCUUCUUCAUCAGCUAGAGGAUAAAACAAAAGCACAUUCCUUCUUCAUUGAGUUUCUUCAUCAGGUUGGUGUGUUUGAACGUCUGGGCAGUUUUCCAGUACGAGGGAUGCCAAUGGCAACUCGGUUGUUGCUCUGUGAGCACGCAGAGAAGCUAGCAGCAGCUAUUGUUCUCAAGAAUCACCACUCGAGGCUGCCCGAUCUAGUGAAUGCUGCUAUACUGAUCGCAUUAAACAAAAGAGAAUGUGAUGUUCCACCAAGUCUUACCGCUGCAGAUGUGUUCUUUCGAGAGGUGUCCCAGAUAGAUUCCAUCUUUGAAUGCUUACUAGAAGAAGAGGAACAAAUCCUGAAAGAUAUGCCUAUGGAAUCAAUUGAGUGGGCCCAGAUAGUUGUCAAUGUGAACAUCAUCAUUAAGGACAUGCUACAAGCUGCCUGUCAGUAUCGUCAAUCUAGAGCCUCCUUAUAUAAAACAGGAGAGCUUCCAGAAGGAGAACCGGAAUAUAUUCCAUGGACAGCAUCUAGUGGCAUUCGUACAGCAAUAAUGCGUCAGCAUGGAAUCAUUCUGAAGAUAGUGUAUCCCCAGGUGGACAGUAACCUCCGUAGCAUUGUGGCUGAACAGUUGGUGGCACUACUGGAUUGUCUUCUAGAUGGCUAUGUUUCUCAGCUGAAAUCCGUGGACCGCCCUGCUGAUCAGGAGAGAUACAGCACUGUGGAAAUGGAAUAUGUGCAGAAAAGAUCGGAACUCUUGUCUCCUCUUCUUUCCCUGGGACAGUAUCAGAUGGCAGCUGCUUUAGCAGAGAAGUACUGUGACUUUGAUAUCCUGGUGCAAAUGUGUGAGCAGACAGACAACCAGGCCAGGUUACAACGUUACAUGAGUCAGUUUGCAGAUCAGAAUUUUUCAGAUUUCCUGUUUCGCUGGUAUUUAGAGAAAGGAAAGCGAGGGAAGCUGUUAUCUCAGCCUAUUGCUCAGCACGGACAGCUGGCCAGUUUCUUGCAAGCUCAUGAGCAUCUGAGCUGGUUACAUGAGAUCAAUAGUCAGGAUUUGCAAAAGGCUCACAGAACAUUGCAGACUUUAGCAAAUAUGGAGACCCGAUAUUUUGCAAAGAAGAAAACACUUCUUGGCUUGAGCAAAUUAGCUGCACUGGCAUCUGACUUCUCAGAAGAUAUACUGCAAGAGAAAAUAGAAGAAAUAUCAGAACAGGAACGCUUUCUGUUACAUCAGGAGACGCUCCCUGAACAAUUGCUGGCAGAGAAACAGUUGAACCUCAAUGAUAUGCCAGUGUUGUCUGCAUCUCAGCUCAUUGAUAUGUACAUAUGUGACGAGAACAGAAGGGCCAAUGAGUAUGACUUCAAGAAAGCACUUGAUCUACUGGAAUAUAUUGAUGAGGAAGAGGAAGUGGAUGUAAAUGAUCUUAAACUUAAAAUUCUCUGUAAGGCUCUGCAAAGAGAUGGAUGGUCCAGUUCAGAUGGUAAAGAUGAUCCAAUUGAAGUAUCUAAAGAUAGUAUAUUUGUGAAAGUAUUACAGAAACUAUUGAAAGAAGGAGUUCAGUUAAGUGAGUAUUUACCAGAGGUGAAGGACUUGCUGCAAGCGAACGAACUUGGCAACUUGAAAUGUUGUGCUUACUUCGAAUUUGUGUUAAAGGCAAUCUACGAACUCUAUGUUCAGGGACAAGCAUGAUUCUCACUAUUUUUUAAAAUAUUUUUUCUAAAGAACUGUUAAAUUCAUGUAUACUUUUGUUACGUUCUG